AGAGAAGCUGUUGCUUUUAUUUGUUUCUGACAUGAAAUUAAAAAUGUCUGUACAAAUUUUUCUUUUUGCCAUUUCUACACUUCUUGUGAAAGAAAUUAGUGGCCAUGGCAUGUUGUUAGAACCACCGAAUAGAAGUUCGAUAUGGAGAUUCGACCAAACAGCUACACCGAAUUACCAGGAUAACCAGAAUUUCUGUGGAGGAGCAUACGUUCAAUGGGACCUCAAUGGUGGUCUUUGUGGUCUCUGUGGUGACUCGUAUUCAGACCCUCACCCCCAGGCCAACGAAAAUACUGGAACUUUUGGUCAAGGCAGAAUCGUUCGAACGUACCAAGCUGGAAGUACUAUCGAUGUCGAAGUACUUCUUACCAAAAACCAUUUAGGAAGUUUCACCUUCAGUUUGUGUGCACUUCAAAACAUAAAUGCUCCAGAAAGUGGAGAAGAUUGUUUUGAAGUGUUGCCGCUGAUCGAUGGUUCCGCUCAGUACACAGUGGGUCCUAGUGAUACCGAUGUCAAAUUGUCUCUUCAGCUGCCACAGGGAAAAACAUGCGAUCAGUGUGUUUUGAGAUGGCAUUACCGCACAGGGAAUAACUGGGGAGAUUGUGGAGAUGGUACAUGGGCGAAAGGAUGCGGAGCUCAGGAAACAUUCCGUAAUUGCGCUGAUGUAGCGAUAGUCUAAGAACAUUAACCUGAUUUUGUAAAGUGCAAAUUGUAACACAAACUGAGUAGUAACAGAAUUGUGUUUUGUAAUAAAUUGUAUACAUUUA
Messenger RNA from Zophobas morio, 764 nucleotides. RefSeq lists its product as uncharacterized. NCBI's taxonomy places the organism in Eukaryota, Metazoa, Arthropoda, Insecta, Coleoptera, Tenebrionidae. Bases 32 to 676 code for a protein of 214 amino acids. The record is from RefSeq and is a predicted model, not a curated record. The transcript is spliced from 4 exons.